GAUGGCCGAAGGCGGAAGUAACUGUUAAAAGGUGCUCGAAAGUUUCUUUCAAAAGUUGAUGGAAGUUUUCUGGGGACAACCAUGCAGAAAGUGCUCGUAUAAUCAUCACGUACCUGACACUUGUUUGAGUCACCUGACACUUGUCAUCAUGGCUGAGGGACAAUGUACAACGGGUCACUCAUGUGAAACUGCAGGCUCACCUCAAACUUCUACCAGCCAGCUGAAGAGGAAGGGGGAGGAUGGAGAAGGGUUUCCUGGGAAUAAGAAACCAGCUCCUUUUGGAGAGGAAGGGACACCAGUGGGAGGUUCCAUAUAUGGGGUUCAUAAGUACUUUUAUUACAUCAAAGAAAAGGUGAGCUCAGACUGGAAGGACCUGGCCUUCCAUCUUGGGUUUGAACAACCCGACAUCGACAACAUCGAAGGGAGAAACCGAGAUGACAAGUCUCGCUGUAUGGACCUGUUGGAGGAAUGGCUGAAGCGUAACGGAGAGAGAGCCACCAUAGAGGUCCUGAUGGAGGCUCUGACUGAGGCAAACCUGCAGAGUGUUGUGGAUGGGAUAAGGAAGGAGUUACUUGAAGUGGCCUCUCCAGUUGGAGCUACAGGAACAGAGUCGUCUACAUUGACAGAUGUGUUCCAGGAGUCUGUGAAGAAGUACUAUGAGUUGAAACUGUCUCACUUUAAGCCUCUGAUCUGGAAUGACAACUUCACACUUUCCCUCAGCGAUGUUUUCACCCAGUUAGAGUUGAUGCGAACACCAAUGGGACAACAAAGGAAAGAACUGAAGUCAUUAGACGACUUGCUUAAUCCAAAUAUAACAGGACUGUCCAAAGCACCAAGGUGUAUUCUGAUUGAUGGUGAAGCCGGAGGGGGAAAGACAACAUUUCUGUCAAAAAAAGCACUGGAAGCUGUCUCACAGAAAACAGAGCUGGGUAGGCAGCACAACAUUGUCCUGUUUAUCCGACUUCGAGAGGUGAGCAAGGGGGAGACCAUAGAGGAGAUGGUGUGGGAUCAGUGCGUUCCCAAAAGGAAAGAUAUUAAUGUAGAGUCCAUUGAAGCAAUCCUUGAGGAAAACGAGUCCAGUGUGCUCUUCCUCCUAGAUGGGUAUGAUGAGCUGCGGCCUGAGGCCAGGACUGCCAGUCAGGCCAUUCCCAAACUGCUGUCUGGCAAGUUGUACCCUAACAGCACGAUUGUGAUCACCUCCCGACCCUCAGCAGGAGUGCAGCAGCACACCCGGCCAGACUGUCAUGUGCACAUCAUGGGCUUCUCUGAUAAACACGUUGAGAAAUACAUGCGACAGUAUUUCACUCUUGUUGGGAAGCAAGAACUGACAAAGGCACUUGCUGAACAUGUCAAAGAUAAAUUUUUGAACACUUUAAUCUAUACACCAAUCUUCUUGAUGUUCAUCUGUGUGUUGUGGGAAGAGGACCAACAGUUAGUGUCUACAGGAACAAUCACAGGCCUGUAUGACAACCUGCUGACAUGUCUGGUUAGAAAGUACUGUAAGCGGGAAGGAGUGGACAUGCCAACAGAAGGGCUACCUACAGAGGUUGCUGAGUCAUUACUGCAGCUUGGCAAGCUUGCACUGGAUGCACUGCUGAGGAACGAUACCAUGCUUGAUCUUACAGAAGUAGAGAGAGAAAAUGUGAAUUGGAAGUUGCUGUUAAAGCUGGGUGUGGUCUCCUUGGAGGAUUCUUCCUCUAAGUUGCAUCCUAGGAAACAGCUGAACUUUCCCCACAAGACCAUGCAAGAGUUCCUGGCUGGACGGUAUGUCGCUCGUGCUUUGGUGAGCCAAGACAUUGUAGAGCUGCUACAGCUCACCUCUAUAGCAAAGGCACUUGAACUCAGCAACCUGCUUCAGUUCACGUGUGGCUGUGAGUCACGGGCAGCACAAUCUGUGAUGCAAGAACUGAGCAAUCUUAGUAAGAAGGAGUUUUCUCAUUUACAACCAGAUGACUUUCAGGGGUCCCACCUACCUGUAAAGCAAGAGAUAGGAAGAUCAGUUGAAACGUACAAGAAGUUCAUUUUGGUCUGCCUAAAUCUUCUGAAUGAAAGAAAAGAGCUGGAUGUACUACAUGCUGUCAGCAGAGCCCUGCCAGUUGUAAUUAUCGUCAUGGACCACAUCUGGCACAGUAAACAGAGUGAUGCAUUGAAUUAUUACUUGAAAAACAUCCAAUCAUCACAUCUUCCCGAUAGAAUGGUGCUAGAAUCAAGAAGUGUGAAAGCUUUUCAGUGCCUGGAACAGCUUUUCACAACCCCCAUUCCUGGCUUAAAGUUAGACCUAAAACUUAGCAAUGUUCUGACAUUUUACUCAGCUGAUGAAACAGCCAGACUGGUCUCAGUUCUGAAGAAUGUGCCUUGUCUGAGGGCACUGGAACUGUCAUACUUAGAGGUAACGCCAUCAUCACUCCAGCCUCUUUUGUUUGGGUUCAGCCACGUGUCUCUGUUAGAGGAGCUAGAUCUUAUGCUACGACUUUGUGAUGCUGAGAUGGAAUUCCUGCCGGUUGUGCUGUCCAGUUUUCCACACCUGGCUGUACUUCGUGUUGGAGAGACAGCUGCUGGCAUGGCUUCCCUGGCUCCACACAUGCGCCACCUGGUGAGACUGAGAGAACUGUGUAUCCACAGAAGUGAUAUCAGUGACACUGAUACAGAGUCUCUUGUUGCUGUCCUGCCCACCUUCACAGCGAUGCAGGUGUUGGUGCUUGUUUGGACUGGUAUAAGUCCCACAGGCAUGUGCAUACUAGCCCCUGCUCUGUGUCAGCUAACCAGACUUAUCAAACUGGACUUAAGUCAUAAUUAUAAAAUAGGAGACCCUGGGUUGGAAUGUCUUUCAGCUAUCCUCCACCACCUCACAGCCAUGAAGGUGUUGGUUCUCACAUCGACAGGUAUCAGUGACAAGGGAAUAUCAUCUCUGAUCAAGGCUUUGCCUCACCUGGAGGAACUACAGGUGUUAGAUGUGAGUAGCAAUGACAUAGGAGACACUGGGAUUGUCUCACUGGUGCAAACACUCUGCCAGCCAAGCACUUUGGACACAGAGCAAAAUCCGCCUGGUGACAAGAGUCUGACCGCAGACCCCACACUACAGGUGCUGAAAAUCGGGUGGAAUAAGAGAGUAACAGGAGCCGGGCUGGGGAGGGUCACACAGCUCAUCAGUGCACUGCCGGCACUGAUCUUUCUGGACAUAUCUGGAGAGUCCUGCACUAUUGGUCACACGUACACACCCGUACACCUGCCGGACACUGCAGCCAUGGCGCUGGCUGAGGCUCUACCCAGACUCCCUGCCCUGGAGGGGCUGGCUUUGAUGCACAUCUCCAUGAAGCCUGCAGGGUUCCAGGCUGUGGUGCAUGCUGCUGAGGAACACCCAACACUGGAGAGGUUACACUACUGUAAUAUUGGAGUCAAUGUUCCUGAAGGGGCAGACACCACAGCCAGCUGCCUGAAGUUGAGCUGAGUUCCCAACAUGCUGAGCUGUCCUGCAAAUGGUCUCAGCUGAGGUCAGCAUAUUGUAUGUAAAUACAGAGGUAAUAGCCAGUACUGAAGUUGGGGACAUAGAUAGAGAAGUUUAUUUUGUUUCCAUUCAAGAUGGAAGGAGCUUCCAAAUACAAUAUAAAAUGUAUUGUAUCCAUCCUAAAGCCACAGUGCAUCAGCAUGUGUAAAGUGUGGGGGCCACAGGUGAAACUGCAAUGUAGCUUUUGGCAAAAUCUUCUUAGAAGAUUAACUGGACCAUGGAAAACGUAUUU
Molecule: messenger RNA, 3737 nt
Organism: Branchiostoma floridae (Florida lancelet)
Lineage: Eukaryota; Metazoa; Chordata; Leptocardii; Amphioxiformes; Branchiostomatidae
Product: NLR family CARD domain-containing protein 4-like
Exons: 7
Coding region: 59-3448 (1129 amino acids)
Biological process (GO): signal transduction
Molecular function (GO): protein binding
Source: RefSeq, a predicted model, not a curated record